ACGAAGUAACACAUGAUAGGUUCAUGUUGGCGUCGCCUCCUUGGGCGUUUCCGAGCAGCACGUGAACGCACCACUGAACCACUGGUUGUUUAUGUAAUGUAGCUGAAGGACCCGCAGCACAUGUUAGCUGGCGGACAACCUGACGGACGACUUGACACGUUACACCUCGGUGGUUCACCAAACUGAAAAUGAAGGACGCUAGUAUUCCGAGAAUUUUUGUUAUCGUCUUUUGUGCGGUUAUUUUUGUUCUCGUUUUGAUAGUCAACGGACUGGCAGGAGCUGGCAGAGGUCUGUUCCACUCCUCCACGGGUAAUGUGUCAGUCCGCUAUGAGACCAACAUCACUCCUGCUGGCUGGACCUUCUCCAUCUGGGGCGUGAUCUACGCCUGGCUCACUCUGAUGGUCAUCUAUAUUACGUUUUACGUGUUCAGAGGCUCCUGGGCUCAGUGUCUGCUGCCGUACGCCUUCUAUUUCAGCUGGCUGUCCAACAUGGUGCUGAAUAUGAUCUGGUUGCUGGUGUGGGACAGAGAGGCGAUGCUGGCUUCAUUAGUGGUUCUGGUCCUGGUCACCCUUUCCUGCUAUGCUGCGUUGUUCUUUUGCUGCUUUGCCACGGAUUAUUAUGGCCUCUGGCUCCAGACCUACUAUCCCAGAGAUCUGGCAGGUCUGAGGAUCCUGGUGCAGAAUGGUCUGGCCCUCUAUGCUACAUGGGUUUCCAUCGCCUCUCUGAUCAACUUUUCUGUGGUCCUGCAUCUCUGGGGUGUGGUCAAGAGCACAGCUGCCACUGCCUCCUUGUGCAUACUGUUUGCAGAGCUUGUGGCAUGGUUCAUCUUGGAGAACUGGGUUCUGGACCGCUGGGUGCGCUACAUCCUGACCGUUUAUCCCGUGGUUAUCGUGGCACUGGUUGGAAAUCUAUACAAACAUUACGACCCGCAGGACCCCUCUCCAAAUUCCAUCUUCAUGGUCGCGCUGUUGGUGGUGGCAUGCGUCCUGCUCGUGUCCAAGGUGUGUACUGUGAUCUGGAGACACAAGAGACGGCCCCUUUACUCACCGGGGUCAGCUCGGCAGCUGGUGUCCCCCCUGGACGGGAGCAAGUUUAAGAUUCUGUCCUGAGUUGUGAAUUGUUUUGCUUUGAAACACUGAUGUGAGUGAAGGAUUAUCAUGAAGCACUCCACUGCUACGGUUACGCCUGUUAACUCUGGGGCCAUUAUGUUUGGUGUAGAAUGCAUUUAGCCUUAACGUUAGCAUCACCUGCCUUGUAAUGUUUAAGCCUUACUUAUGUGACCAACAGCUCAAUAGCGACCGUAUAUGUUGUGUGUCGGACAUGUAUACGGUGCUGUGGAUCCGAAUCUUAAAAGAGGAGGAUCAUAAAGGUUUUAGCAGCAUGUUGUACCUGUGAAGAAACACACACUCGCUGCCUGUUUUUUAUAUAUAUUAUUCAAGAUUUAGCUUUGUUUUGUACAACCCUAACUAAAUAAAAUACAUUGUCUCCCA
Synchiropus splendidus (mandarinfish) is the source of this 1490-nucleotide messenger RNA. RefSeq lists its product as uncharacterized. Lineage: Eukaryota; Metazoa; Chordata; Actinopteri; Syngnathiformes; Callionymidae. The record is from RefSeq and is a predicted model, not a curated record. Bases 189 to 1109 code for a protein of 306 amino acids. The transcript has 7 exons.